Messenger RNA from Solanum stenotomum, 2619 nucleotides. RefSeq lists its product as uncharacterized. Bases 1377 to 2576 code for a protein of 399 amino acids. Lineage: Eukaryota; Viridiplantae; Streptophyta; Magnoliopsida; Solanales; Solanaceae. The record is from RefSeq and is a predicted model, not a curated record. The transcript is spliced from 14 exons.
UCAUAUGUUUAUUAUACUUGUAUAUUUGUUUUUAUCUCCUCCUCAAUUUGAAAAAAUGAAUUCAGUCGAGACCCACAAUUGUGGAUUUCGAAGGAUGUCUAACACCUUCCCUUCGGAAUAACUUGAACCCCUUACCUAGAAUCUAUUAGUUUCGUAGAUAUUUUUUUAAAAGUUAAUUAAUUAAUUAGUUUCCUAGUUUUUCCUAAAAUUAGGUGGCGACUCUUUUUUAAUCACUUUUCCCUUUUUAAAAUUCUUUUAAAAAUAGAUAAUUAUUUUUUGGUGAGUCACCGCGUCGUUGCGCCCUCUCACGGGAUGACAACAUUGAUUAAAGUCAAACUUAGGUCUUAACUUGAAAGUUAAAAUGCCUAAUCACAUGUUCUCACAGUAAAAGCCUCAACCAUGUUACUAGUCUAAAAUGACCCUUUCGGAGCUGAUGAAAUUGUCAGAAUUGAAAUCUGAGUUCAUCUUCGUGAACUUAUGAUAAAAAUGAUCAUUCAAGGUUCAAAGGCUCCAAAACACAUAAAUUUGCAUAUCUCGACGACGAACAGAAGAUAUAAACACAUAAAUGACUUGGGAUCACUAUAGGAACACUCUAAACAACGAACAUAAGACAUAAACACAUACAUGACCUGGAGGGUCAUUACACCCAUCCCCCUAGGUCAAAACUAAACUUUCUUCGAAAAUUGAAAUACUCAUAGCUACAUAGGUCUUAAACAUCAAAUUUCAUCAAAAUUGAAAUACAAAUCUCAAAUUUCCAUAUUCCUAGUUUUGGGAUUGAAAUCCCCAAUCUUCAACCCAAGACAUGAAUUAAAUAAGAAUAAGGAGGUUAGAUUGGUACACCCACGACAAAUCUCAAAAAUAGCUCCAAAAUCAUGUCUAGUGUAGAACUCAAAAUAUGUUAUGAAAUGCUUAAUCCCGAUUUAGGAAAAAAAACUAAUAUUCUCACAUACCCCUUUCGUCAUGAAUCAUGAUCGUGGAACCCACCUUGCGAUCGCGGCUCCUAAUCUCUAUACGAUUACAAUAAACUUGUUGAGUGAGUCGUUUAAAUUCUACACAAUAUUAGAUUCGAUUUUAAACUAAGGGUGUGUCUGGUAUGACGUAAUAUGUUUCCAUGAAAAAAAAAAUGUUUUUGUGGUUAUUUGGAAAGGAAAAGAAAAAAAAAAACAAGUCCCGUGGUUGGACAUAACAGUUCAUCCAUGAGUAGUCAAUAUCUUCUACUUUCCGCCAUUUGGCCUAACUUUUUGUAGAGUUGAAGCAACUUUCCACUAUUAUCUCCCGUUGACCUCUAUUAAGCAUACAUAUUGGAAAUACUUGUAAAUGCAUUGCAUCACCCUUUUCUCUCCUUGUAUAUAUAAAAUGGAUUUUGCACCGUUCCCAUGGCUUCAAAUUGUGAUACCAUGAAAAAUAAAUUGUUAGGUUGGAAUUGCCUAAUAACUUGUGCAAUUCUGCUUUCCGCUGCUUUGUUUAUAAGAAGCACCUUCAUCAUCACUGAAUGUAAAGAGAAAGUAAUAGGAUGGGAAAUGGUUGAAGCCUUCAGAAUGAGGAAACCUAGAUCGAUGUGUGAGGAUGAGUGCAGGCCUGAAGGAAGUGAGACAUUACCCAGAGGUAUUGUGGCUAAGACCUCUGAUUUAGAGAUGCAUCCGCUUUGGGGUCCCCUCAAUACAAGGAAAUCAAAAUCACCAAUGAGCUUACUAGCUAUGGCAGUCGGAAUUAAGCAGAAAAAGAAUGUAAAUGAAAUUGUAAACAAGUUUCCUCAUACUGAUUUUGUCAUUAUGCUUUUUCACUAUGAUGGCCUCCUCGAUGAAUGGAAUGAUCUUGAAUGGAGUAGCACUGCUAUUCACAUUUCUGCUAUUAAUCAAACUAAAUGGUGGUUUGCUAAGAGGUUCUUACACCCAGAUAUUGUUGCAGAGUAUUCUUACAUAUUCCUCUGGGAUGAAGAUCUUGGAGUUGAAAAUUUCAAUGCUGGACGAUAUGUAUCAAUAAUAAAAGAAGAAGGUCUUCAGAUAUCACAACCAGCAAUCGAUGCAGAUACUUCAGAAAUUCACCACAAACUUACAGCACGAGAAGAGGGAUCAAGAGUGCACAGGAGGACAAUAAACAUAAAGGGUCCUGGAAGGAGGUGCUACGGAGACAGUACUGAACCUCCAUGCACUGGGUGGGUGGAAAUGAUGGCUCCUGUUUUUUCAAGAGCAUCGUGGCGCUGUGCCUGGUACAUAAUUCAGAAUGACUUCGUUCAUGCAUGGGGGGUGGACUUUCAGCUUGGAUAUUGUGCGCAGGGGAACCGAACCACUAAUGUUGGGGUUGUUGACUCAGAAUAUUUGGUUCACUAUGGUCUUCCAACACUAGGUGGUGCAGAAAAUGAGAAGAGUAGUUUAGAACAAGGAACAAAUCCUAAACAGGAAAGCUCACCAAACAAAAUGGGACUGCCAGAGUCUCAUCCAUCUGAUGCAAGAAAUGCUGUGCGGAAACAAUCUCUUGCAGAAUUGGAAAGAUUCAAGAAUAGAUGGAAAAAAGCUGCCAGAGAAGACCAAUGUUGGGUUGAUCCCUUUCAGCGGCCUGUGAAACAAAAAAAGUGACUGAAGGGGCUGCAUCUUCAAACUUAAAACUGAUACACACAAG